CAUAUUUAUAUAAAUUGGGUGGGAGAUGAAUCUAUUAGGGUCCACGCCACGACGCGACACCAAAAAAAUAAAAGAAAAGAAGAAGUAAAGCUGUGAACAGAUUAUUUCUUCCAUAGCAGUGGAUAAAAGCCGUAUCUUUCAAGUCAGAUCAGUUCAAUAUCAGGUCUGGAUUUGCGAAAAUGGUAGGGCCGGCGAGACCUCUUUUUGUGCUUUUUGGUUCUUCCAUUGUUCAAUUUAGCUUUGGCGAUGGUGGAUGGGGUUCUAUUCUUGCCAAUUUGUACUCUCGUCAGGCAGAUAUCUUGGUACGCGGCUAUGCUGGUUGGAAUUCUAGACAGGCUUUACAGGUUUUGCAUCAUCUCUUUCCAAAGGACAGUCCCAUUCAACCUUCAUUGGUAAUAGUUUACUUUGGUGGCAAUGAUUCUGUGCUUCCGUUCCCUUCUUCUAAGAAACCUUGUGUACCGCUUUCUGAAUAUGUUGAGAACAUGAAGAAGAUAGCCAUUCAUCUCAAGAGCCUCUCAGAGAAAACCCGAGUCAUCUUCCUUACAGCCCCGCCUGUGAGCUAUGAUCUAAUUAAAGAAAAACUGAGCCUGGAGCAAGCUGAGUGUCGAACAUUGGAGUCCUGUCGUAAAUACGCCGAGGCUUGUAAAGAACUUUGCAAGAAGAUUGACGUGAAAUGCAUAGAUGUCUGGUCUGCAAUUCAGAAGAGAGAUGAUUGGCUCACUUCUUGCUUCACGGAUGGGGUUCAUUUAACAGCAGAAGGAAGUGAGAUAGUUGCAGAGGAAAUUUUGAAGGUUUUAGAAGAGGCUGAUUGGGAACCAAGUUUGCACUGGAAAACAUUGCCAAUUGAAUUUGAUAUUCCAAUUGAACUAUCCCCUAAAAGAUGCAGGGACAAAAAGAAGAAAAACAGGCUAGGCAAUAGAUGGCCACUUUUGGAUUCCAACCUUCCACAAUAAUGGGCUCACUGUUUGGGCUCAGCCCAUACCUACAGUUUAUUGGGCUUCUUUAUUGAUCAAAAUAAAUAGCCCAUCACAAUUCAAAUGGGGUCAUUGCAUCUGCAUGUACGCGAGUGUCAGACUGCGUGUCAAAACUAUUCUAAAUAAAUUUUAUUUUCCUUUUAAAAUGCUUUCAAAUGAUUAAAAACCUUUAACUUUUCAAAAAAGUUAAAAUAUCAUUUUCCAUAUUUAGAAAAAAAAAACCUUUGUUUUUCUAUUAAA
Cucumis melo (muskmelon) is the source of this 1214-nucleotide messenger RNA. Its product is annotated as GDSL esterase/lipase At2g38180-like. Bases 180 to 953 code for a protein of 257 amino acids. The transcript has 8 exons. The record is from RefSeq and is a predicted model, not a curated record. NCBI's taxonomy places the organism in Eukaryota, Viridiplantae, Streptophyta, Magnoliopsida, Cucurbitales, Cucurbitaceae. Gene Ontology annotation, molecular function: hydrolase activity, acting on ester bonds.